AAUUCAUCAGGGCUUUCUUCCUUUUGGUCAGCUGACCUGACUUCUGUACUGCUCUUUAGUUCCUGUCCAGCAUGAACUGAAUGCUCUCUCUGCAGGAGUUCCCUUUGUCACCACGUGAUUUAAAGUCUCUGGGCCAAAAACUGACUCAGAAGAUAUGAUGAGGAAGUAAAAUGUCAAAGAAGAUCAGCUGGGGCAGAAUGCUUCAUCUUUUGGGAGAGCCUGCUGUUGUUCACUGUGUGAAAGAAUUUUUUAAAAAAGAAGCUUAAAGGGUAGUGACCCUGCCCCAACUUCAGCCGGAAAGCUUUUUGAGGAAACACAAAAUGAAUCCUGAGACAAAAAAACUGUUGAACAUCAUUGUUCUAGGAACAGCCUUUAUGUUUAUGUUCACUGCUUUCCAAACAUGUGGAAAUGUUGCGCAAACCGUCAUCACAAAUUUAAAUCACACUGAUUUCCAUGGCAGUGGCUAUACAAGCAUGGCUGUUAUUUAUGGGGUGUUUUCAGCAUCCAAUCUUAUCUCGCCUUCGGUGGUUGCCAUCAUAGGACCGCAAUUGUCCAUGUUUGUUAGUGGUAUCUUUUACAGCAUAUAUAUUGCCGUUUUUAUCCAGCCUUCUACUUGGAGCUUCUACACAGCCUCUGUUUUCCUUGGAAUAGCAGCUGCUGUAUUGUGGACUGCUCAGGGAAACUGUCUGACAAUAAAUUCCAACGAAAACACCAUUGGCAGAAACAGUGGCAUCUUCUGGGCAUUACUACAAUCCAGUUUGUUUUUUGGAAAUUUAUAUAUAUACUUUGCCUGGCAAGGGAAACUUCAUAUAUCAGAAAAUGACCGUAGGACCGUCUUCAUUGCUCUGACGGUGAUUAGUCUUGUGGGGACCGUUCUGUUUUUUCUCAUUAGGACCCCAGAAGAAUCAAAUUCAGAGGAAGAAGAAGCUGAUGCCUCUACUGACAACCUCAUAGAACGCACGUCUGGCCAAAGCAACAUGACAAGGGCCAUCGAUGCAUUUAAAAGAUCCAUCAAGCUGUGUGUCACAAAAGAGAUUCUGCUGCUUAGCAUCACAACGGCCUAUACAGGUCUGGAAUUAACGUUCUUCUCUGGAGUGUAUGGGACCUGUAUAGGUGCUGUAAAUAAAUUUGGAACUGAAGAAAAAAGUCUGAUUGGACUCUCUGGUAUUUUUAUUGGUAUUGGAGAAAUAUUAGGUGGAGGAAUCUUUGGCCUUCUGAGCAAAAACAACCGUUUUGGCAGGAACCCAGUGGUGAUGUUAGGCAUUGUGGUCCAUUUUGUAGCCUUCUAUCUGAUUUUCUACAACAUGCCAAACGAUGCCCCCAUCGCCUCCAUCCAUGGCACAGACAGCAUAGCAUUCAUGGAACCAAGCAAAGAAGUGGCAAUUUUCUGCAGCUUCUUACUGGGUCUAGGUGAUAGCUGUUUCAACACUCAACUCCUCAGUAUUUUGGGAUUCCUAUACUCAGAAGACAGUGCACCUGCCUUUGCAGUCUUUAAAUUCAUACAGUCUGUCUGUGCUGCCAUCGCGUACUUCUACAGCAACUACCUGCUUCUUCAGUGGCAGCUUCUGAUUAUGGCCGUGGUUGGGUUCUUUGGGACACUUUCCUUCUUCACCGUGGAGUGGGAGGCCCCAGCCUUUGUGGCCAAAAACACAGAUUACAGCAGCAUUUGAUGGAGGCAGUUUCAGCGGCCCGCGACAGUAUUCACAUGCAGAGACACAAGCACGUGCUCUUUAGAAAAGACUUGAUAGCAUCUUCUGAACACAGGGAAGACUGAACUCCAAAGUUUAAAAAUCUUACCCUCCCCUUAUCAACGUGUUGUGAUGGGUAUUGCAUACUACAAUGUGGAAUAGUAACCUGGCCAUUGGGGCAGCGAAGCCUCUUCUUAAUUAUUUCCACUUGCCAAGUGCCUGCAUCUUACGCUUAUGCCCACCUAUUGUGGAGACCCUUUAUUCUUUUUAAUUGCAUUCCUUUUUCAUUUUUUACUUGAUUGUCUCUGAAGCGAACAGUAGUCUUUUCAGGACACCCCUCCCCCCCCCAAGUACAUGAGGCUAUUUUUUCACAAGAUGGAAGGCCAGUUCACUUUGUGGAUUUAUAUGGAAAUCCAUGGAGGAUUUCCAAUGCUUUUAAAAUAACCCCACUUCCAUUUUUCUCCACAUAACUCUAAUGUUCUUACAUUAUAAUGUGAAUGAGCGUCGAUUUUUUAAAAGAGGAGCUAUAUAUUAUGGGAUAAUAGCAUAAGGGAAUGAAAUGCAUUUGCACAAGCUAUUUUAGCUAAUUUUAGCUGAGUUUCAUCAGAGGUAAAAAUGAUUAUGGUUCAGAACCCCCAUAGUCCCCAUAUUCCUGUGUGCUCUGAGACUUUAUAUUAUAUUUUCUCAGGAUCAAGUUUAUAAUGAUAUUUGCUGCUAUGAAACUCUGUAGGAAAUCCACUCCAGAGACUCCCAAAUACUUUACCAUAGUGAUCCCACAAAUAUUCAAAUACCCUGGUGUUCUGCAUGGCUUGUCACAGGCAUAAAAUUUCUCAGCUGCACAGGUAGGGACCUGAUUAAGGAAAGUGCUGUGCUGGAUUCUAGCCUCAUUGUCUUACUUUACUGGCAACAUCAUUUGGGGAAAUUUGCCACCACAGACUUUUAAUAUGUUUUUUAAUGCUUGCUUGGGAAGAAUAAGAUCUUACGAGUUUAGCAUUGUCAGGAUCCCAGGGAGGAACACCGCUAAGAGCAAUGGCAAGAGACUCAGGGCCAUUUAAAAUGUUAAAUCCUACAAAUUGCUUACAGUGCUCUCCUGUGCAUGUUUACUCAGAAGUAGGGCUUACGCCCUAGUAACUGUUACAGAUUGCAGCCUUAAAAUGUAAAUGUAGGGAAAUGUGUGAAAACCAUAUAUGACAAUCAUGGUGUCUGUGUACAGUUAGUGUCUGCAUGUACACAACUAGAUACAUUGAAUUGCAUACUCUGUGCUUAAAGGGAUAAGUGGAAAAAUGCAGUACACUAAGCCCACAACUUAUGCACAUUUGACUUAGGUGCAUUCAGCUUUACAUGCUUGGCAAUUUU
Messenger RNA from Podarcis raffonei (Aeolian wall lizard), 3044 nucleotides. RefSeq names its product major facilitator superfamily domain containing 11 (gene MFSD11). NCBI's taxonomy places the organism in Eukaryota, Metazoa, Chordata, Lepidosauria, Squamata, Lacertidae. The coding region runs from base 321 to 1670 and encodes 449 amino acids. The transcript has 14 exons. The record is from RefSeq and is a predicted model, not a curated record.